UGCGUUGCCAUAGUUCCUCAAGCCAGCAAGCAACCAAGAAGCCGAUCAAAGCCUCCAUCUCCAUCUCCGGUCAUCCAGUCUCAAGCUCGAACCGAAGAUGUCUUGCUGCUCAGGAAAGUGCGGGUGCGGCAGCUCCUGCAACUGCGGCAGCGGCUGCAACGGCUGCGGCAUGUACCCUGACGUCGAGGCCGCCGGCAACGCUAACGUCCUCCUCACCGCCGCCACCCACAAGGCUAGCGCCGGCGGGAUGGAGGUGGCGGCGGAGGCCGAGAACGGCGGCUGCAGCUGCAACAAGUGCAACUGCGGCACCAGCUGCGGCUGCUCCUGCUGCACCUGCUAGAACAUCAGCUGCGGCAGCGCGCGUGCAUCGUCUACGACACGACGUGCUUAACUAUACCUCCACGUAGCGCUACCCUGAUCGAGGAACUCUUGUAUGUGUGCGCCUGCUCUGCAUCAGCAACAGGUGCCAUGCAUAUGUUUGCCCUGAAUUAAAUAAAUUUCGCAUGGUUUAACUGUCCUAA
Molecule: messenger RNA, 521 nt
Organism: Lolium rigidum
Lineage: Eukaryota; Viridiplantae; Streptophyta; Magnoliopsida; Poales; Poaceae
Product: metallothionein-like protein 2C
Exons: 2
Coding region: 98-340 (80 amino acids)
Molecular function (GO): metal ion binding
Source: RefSeq, a predicted model, not a curated record